Messenger RNA from Alligator mississippiensis (American alligator), 1583 nucleotides. Its product is annotated as rap1 GTPase-GDP dissociation stimulator 1. The transcript has 11 exons. Bases 126 to 1454 code for a protein of 442 amino acids. The record is from RefSeq and is a predicted model, not a curated record. Gene Ontology annotation, cellular component: cytosol. Lineage: Eukaryota; Metazoa; Chordata; Crocodylia; Alligatoridae. Gene Ontology annotation, biological process: positive regulation of GTPase activity. Gene Ontology annotation, molecular function: protein binding; guanyl-nucleotide exchange factor activity.
AUAGAUGUUCCAGCCUACUCGGAGACAGUGGAAUUUUCCCAGCUUUGGCUAGAAUUCUGGAACACAAUCCAAGAUGCGCAGUGAAGGCAGCCCAAGUACUCGCUGAAAUAGCUAAAAAUGAGGAAAUGAAGAAGCUUUGUAUUGAAGCAGAUUUGGUUCUAAUCUUGGUACCUCAGCUGAAAAGCACAGAUGAAGAGAUGUUGCUUCAUACUGGAAGAGCCAUUGGCCGCAUCUGCUAUGAAAAAAGAGACCUUCAGGAAGAGCUGGUGAAAUUAGGAGUGAUCACAUCACUGGUCCGAAUAUUAACUGAAUACCCAGAGAAUGAGGCACUUACUCGUGUUGACCUGUUGGCCUUAUGCAAUCUUGCAGAUCUAGAUUCUGCUAAGGAAGCUUUAAGCAAGACAAAUAUUGCUGAACUUCUGGUGAAACAGCUGAGAAGAGCAGAGAAACAUGAGAGACUUGAACUCAUCAUUGAGGUCCUACAAGCACUAGUGCAGAAUGAUGCUCUGAAAAUGCAGUUGGUAGAGACAGGUGUACAUGAAGCACUGUCAGAGAUCCUGCUGAGGCUCCAAGGCAGUUUACGAGCUGAAGAUACUCUCAUUGUGAAGGCUGCAUCAGAUCUCAUUGUCUCUCUGCUCCUUGGAGAUGGUAAUUGCAUACGGAUGGUGCAGCUGGGAAUCGUACAUCAGCUUUUGGACCUUCUAGAGAAACACAUGGACAAUGGGGAUGUCUCUAUUCAACAUGCUGCACUCAGUGCACUUCGAAACUUUGCUAUACCAGUGGCUAACAAGAUUCAGAUGCUGGAGGAAGGUGUAGCAGAGCGAAUCAAGAUGCUUUUAAGGUCAGAGAUGCCUCCUGUGCAGUUUAAACUUCUUGGAACAUUGCGUAUGUUAACGGAUGGACAAGCUGAAGCUGCUGAGAUACUGGGCCAGGACACUACUUUGCUCAACAGGCUUGUGCAAUGGUGCAACUCCAAAGACCAAGCUGGUGUUUGUGGAGAAGCAAACCGGCUGCUGGCAUCACUCUUGAGUCACAGUAGAUCCCAGGAAGUAGUCAAAGCCAUCCAGCAGGCACAAGGAGUGAAACACCUGGUUUCCAUGACUACAAGCGAGUAUGUUAUCAUGCAGAAUGAAGCUCUGAUUGCCUUGGCCAUAGCAUCUGCAAUUAAUUUAGAAGUCCUUGAAGAUUCAUUUAAAGAGACAAAGCUGGUUCAAAACUUGCAUAAACUUCUACAGGAUGAGAGGACAGGUCCUGAGGUGAAAUACAAUUCAAUGAACCUACUGUGCAAUCUUCUAAAUUCAGGUGACUUGAGACAAGAAAUAGAAGAUAACAACUUUAAAGAAACCUUGGAAACCCUUUGUAGCUACAGCAAUGCAAGUGUGGUUAAUCAGGCUGUAAUUACACUACAAAUACUGAAAGAUAAGAGUCAAAACACCAGGAUCUCUUCCCCAUAAAUGCUUAUGUGGCUUCUGCUUUCUUCAACAGGUGUAGUAUUACAAUAAAACGCCAGCUUUUACCAACUACCUUGCGUUUAUCAUAUUGCUGUCCAAAUAAAUGGUAUUAACACAAUGCAGGCUACAGUC